Molecule: messenger RNA, 3129 nt
Organism: Pyrus x bretschneideri (Chinese white pear)
Lineage: Eukaryota; Viridiplantae; Streptophyta; Magnoliopsida; Rosales; Rosaceae
Exons: 5
Coding region: 1753-3129 (458 amino acids)
Source: RefSeq, a predicted model, not a curated record
UAGAAAAAAAUAUAUUAUUGUGGGUUUUAUGUAAAAAAAAAAAAAAAAAAAAUUGAAUUUGAAGAGAGUAAAGUUACAUUUUCAGUAAAUUUUAUAGUAAUUUUUUUUCAAAUGCGUCGCGCCAUUGUUAAAAUUUUGACGGGGCAAUUGUUUACAAUAGGCGGUUCUUUUAAACUUUCCCAAUUGUUAAAAAAUAGGCCAUUUGUAAAAAUGUAUACCUGCGUCUCUCUUUCCUCUCUCUCACUCGGUCUCUCUCUUCCCUCUCACUCAUCUCGCCCUCUCUCUUCCCUCUCACUCAUCUCGCCCUCUCUCUCAUCUCGUCGUCUCUCCCUCUCUCUCACUGGGUCUCUCUCCUUAUCUUUUUUCCAUCCCUCUUGACUGCACCCAGCCAGCAAGCAGCAGCACGCUGAAGAUUGACCCAGUGGCAUUGUUGCUGCAGUCUUUGGAUAUACGGGGUUCCUAGGGCGUUAUCUUGUGCAACAACUUGCCAAAAUGGGAAGUCAGGUGUUAGUUCCUUUCUGUGGUUUUGAGGACUCCCAUCGUCACCUCAAGUUAAUGGGGGAUUUGGGACAGAUUGUACCAAUGAAAUACAAUCCGCGAGAUGAAGAUUCAAUUAAGGCAGUCAUGGCAAAAGCAAACGUGGUUAUCAAUCUCAUUGCUUGGCAGGGAGGGAUAGACAAGAAACUUUAGCUUUGAGGAAAUGAAUCAUUUCAUGGCGCAACAACUGGCAACGGUAGGUAUCCUGCAUUGACAUUCAUGACAUUAUUUUCGUUCCUGUGCUGCUUCUGAUCCUACUGCCAUCUACUUCUCUUAAAAGUUGGUUCCCAAAGCAUCAUCCUUAACAAAAAUAGUAAAAAGGUGUUUAUCAAGAUUAUUUUGCCACAGUUACGAUAGUUUGUUGUGUAUCAUACACUUCUACACACAAGUUGCACUCCGCGAUGCAGUUAUUUAGCCUACUUGCAAUUGGACUUUUCUUUCAAGAUAGAUAGAAGUGUCUUUCGGGAUCUGAAAUUCUGUUCAAUAUCCAAUUAGUGGAGAUAUAAAAGUUGGAUGUCAUUUAUUCAGGUUUUGUUGUUAGACACUGUUAGUCAUGAGUCAAUAUUAGGAAAAAAGGAAUGUAAAUACUAGGAGUCCUUUAUUAAGUAGGUUUGUUUAUAAGCUUUAUUUUGUUUCCUUGUUGAACACUGAUUGUACAUGUAUAUAUUUCUAAAGAAGCAAUACAAGAGAUAAAUUCCCUUAAAGUUCUAUUUGGUAUCAAGAGCUAGAGUUGCCGAAACCCUAGUUCUUUCCGCUGUGCUUGGUUGACUGCGUUUUCUGCAAAUUUUCUAUAGAAAACAGGGUAGCCGUGAGUGGGUGAUCUUGCUGCGUGUGCAGCAGUGUGUGGCUGGACUAUGUUUAAUUGGCGUUUCUGCACAGUUUUGCCGUGUGCGUGCAUCAGUGUUGAUUUUUUGGGAAAAACCGAAUGGCGUCAGGAGGAGGCAGUGGCAUGUUGAAGUUGGAGGGCAGUAACUUAACCAAUAAUCUAGUAUUGAAUCCGGUCGUUAUUCAGAGUGAUGCGUCUGCUGUACCAAAUACCGUGAAAUUAAAUGGAUCAAAUUAUCCUCUUUGGUCCAAAGUUUUGGAGAUGCACAUCGCUGGACGCGGUAGGAAGGGCUUUGUGACUGGGAGUACCAAGGAGCCUGCUGAGAAUAGUGCUGAGUAUAAGACGUGGGAGAUAGGGAAUGCAAUAGUAAAAGGGUGGUUGAUCAUUCCAUGGAACCUGCUAUCAUGGGAUUUUUUAUUCACCUGCGUACUGCUAAAGAAAUUUGGGAAGAGGUGGCUCGGACCUAUUAUGAUGGUUCAGACAUUUCUCAGAUUUAUGAAUUGAAGGUUAAAUCGUUCAAACUUCGUCAAGAGGGUCGGCCAGUUGGCGUGUAUUAUGCUGAUCUCAAGUCCGUUUGGCAGGAGUUAGAUCAACGGAGACCAAUCAAGAUGGAAUGUGUUGUGGAUCUCAAGACACUUCGAGAAGAAAUUCAGAUUGAUCGUGUGUAUGCCUUUUUGGCGGGUUUGGAUGAUGUGUUUGAUAAAGUGCGUAGUGAUAUUUUAUGUACUCAGCCCCUACCAUCUGUUGAGGAGGUGUUUUCUGUUGUUCAGCGUGAAGCUCAACGACAUGCUACUAUGAUGGGUGGAAAUAACAAUCACGGAGGGUUGUCGUCCAUGGCCAUGAUUUCUCGGCCAGUUGGUGCUUCUCGUCCUAGUAAUUCUUCUACUCAAUCUUUAAAUUCUCGUCCCUUCAACCGAGAAAAUAAAGAUGAUUUGAAGUGUACUUUCUGUGGACAAACCCAUCAUACUGAAGAUACAUGCUUUGCUAAGCAUGGGGUGCCUGAUUGGUUUCUAGAGUUAAAGAAAAAAUUACGUGCCAAGGAGCGUGGAGCAGCCGGGUCCAGUGGAGGUUGUGCCUCCCUUGCUGCAGCUACAACAACAGUCCAGGAAGCCGUGCCUAGCCCCAGUGACUCUAGUCAAAAUUUGUUGACUCGUACUCGAGGUGACUCGUCUUCCGACACAGGUACCCUGGGACGUGUUUUCUUAGCCUCCGAAAUUCAACACCAUACAGGUUGGAUUCUGGACUCUGGGGCAACGGAUCAUAUGUAUGUUACCAUGGAUGUGACCUUUUUUGAAUCGGAGUAUUUUUAUGCUCCCGUAUCUUCAUCUUCAAAUCACCAGGGGGAGAGCUCUAGUGGUGAUCUGGAAUGGGUGGACUUGGGAGGGAACACUGUAGCUGAUGUCGUGCAUAAUGAGGCAGUGAUCAUAGAUGCCGUGCGUGAUGAUGGGGAUGGAAUGCCAUGGCAGAUUGUUGCUGAGAGCGGCAUGGAGUCAGGAAUGAUUGCUGCCGAGAGCAGCAUGCAGUCAGGAAUGGUUGCUACCGAGAGUGAUCUGCAGUCAGGGCAGAUUGUUGACAAGUCUGCGGACGUAACCCCCUCUUUCUCUAGCUCCACAGUGCUGCCCAAUGAAUCUUCUCUGGAUAUACCUGAGGUAAGUAUUGUGGAUGAUUAUGUAACUAACGCGAGUAAUGAUGUAAAUGCAUAUAAGCUGCCACCGAGACAAAAUCGGGGUGUGCCACCUGACAGGUUUUCUCCGAAGGCAAAGUGA